GCUGGGAUUUUCGAUUAGAUUUCGAAUUUGCUUAGAACUGCAGAUAAUCGUAAUUUACUUUUGUCCACUCCACAGUUACGCUACUAGUCCGGUAGCACUUAACAAGCACUUAAAAGUUGUUUCUUUAGUUAGUCAGUACGCGCUCUCCGACGAGGACGGAAGCUUUGUUGUGCACACGACGUGAAACCAGUCCCGGGAAUCGAGAACCUGUUUUUUUACGAAACCUGCAUCGAAAUGCCAUCUCAAGAAGUGAAUCCCGAUCUCCUGAAGGAGCGCAACACAGCUACCUUUGAUCCCCACGAGUUUGCCGUCUUCUGGGCUGGUGGCGAGGAGAGAUACAAAGAAAAGAAAAGCCUGGAAAAAAUGUUUCUCGAGGACCCGGCAUUGAAGGAUGACCUACCAAUCUCCUACCUGUCGCACAAGGAGCUGUACGAGCACAGCCUACGCAAGGCGUGCAUCAUAGGCGAGAAGAUACGGAAACUCCGUGCUGAAGGCGAGGAUGGCGUCGAUACCUACAAUGCGCUGCUUGGUGGCUCUCUGGGCGCCGCCAUAUUGAAGGAGGGCAAUCCUUUGACCCUACACUAUGUGAUGUUUGUGCCCACCAUCAUGGGUCAGGGCACUAUGGACCAGCAGGUGGAGUGGCUGAGCAAGGCAUGGGACUGCGAGAUUAUUGGAACCUAUGCUCAAACAGAGCUAGGACAUGGAACCUUCUUGCGGGGUCUGGAGACUCGCGCUGAUUACGAUGCCAGAACCCAGGAGUUUGUCAUAAACACACCUAGCCUUAGUGCCUACAAGUGGUGGCCGGGAGGCUUGGGUCAUACGGCAAACCAUGCUGUUGUGGUGGCUCAACUAUACACCAAGGGCGAGUUCCGUGGUCUGGCGCCGUUCAUUGUCCAGCUGAGGCACUCGGACACUCACGAGCCUCUGCCUGGUAUCGACAUCGGCGAUAUUGGUACAAAACUGGGUAUGAAGUCCGUGAACAAUGGCUAUCUGGGUCUGAAGAAUGUCCGCGUUCCUCUGAACAAUAUGCUGAUGAAGAAUCAACAGGUUCUGCCGGACGGCACCUAUGUGGCGCCCAAGAACAGCGUUCUCACCUAUGGAACAAUGAUGUUCGUUCGAUGCGCUCUGAUUCGCGACACUGCCCAGAGUUUGGCCAAGGCAUCUACCAUUGCCACAAGGUACUCGGCGGUGCGCCGACAGAGUCCUAUCGAUCCAAAUCAGCCGGAGCCACAGAUCAUGGACCACACCACCCAGCAGCUGAAGCUGUUCCCCCAAAUAGCCAAGUCCAUUGUAUUCAAAACCACCGGUGAUGGUAUUUGGAACAUGUACAACGUCUUGUCGGGGGAGAUCGAGCAGGGUAACCUAGACCGCCUGCCCGAGAUGCAUGCCCUGUCCUGCUGCCUGAAAGCCAUCUGCAGUGCUGACGCCGCCGCUGGUGUGGAGAUCUGCCGUCUGUCCUGUGGAGGCCAUGGCUACAUGGACUGCUCCAAUUUUCCGACCAUAUACGGCAUGACAACCGCUGUCUGCACGUACGAAGGUGAAAACACAGUAAUGUUGCUGCAGACUGCCCGGUAUCUGGUUAAGGUAUACGGCCAGGCAUUAAACGGGGAGAAGCUGGUACCAACAGUGGCCUACAUCAAUGACGCGCUAAAGGAGAGGCAGUUUGUUAAUUUCGAUGGUUCCCUAGAAUCCAUUGUCAAGGCCUUCCAGUUUGUGGCCGCCAACAAAAUCCGUAUUGCCUAUGAGCAGAUUGAGCAGCGUCGUAGACAGGGCCACAGCACCGAAAUGGCAGCUAAUCUGAGCGGAACCUUUUUGACUGCAGCGGCAGACCUCCAUGGACGUGCCUUCCUGGCCGAAUCAGCCUAUACGGAACUGUUGGCCGUGUCGCGACAGGUUUCACCAGCGCUGGCCGAUGUCCUGAAGGUGGUGCUGGAGCUAUACCUAGUUGAUGCCUGUCUCAAUCGCAUUGGCGACUUCUUGCGCUUCAUCGACCUCACAGACAAAGAUGUCACAACGUUGGAGAUUCGCCUGCAGAACUGCCUGAAGCAACUGCGACCAAAUGCCGUCACCUUGGUGGACAGUUUCGAUUUGCAUGAUCGCGUUCUGGACUCUGUACUGGGGGCGUACGAUGGUAACGUCUACAAGCGCAUAUUCGAGUCGACCAAAAAGAAUCCGCUCAAUAAGGAGCCUGUGAACGAAGCAUUCCACAAGUACCUGAAACCCUUCAUGAAGGCACACCUCUAAACACACUUAUUAAGUGGGUUAUUUGCCCCCUAUUGUUACUCUUGUAAAUAUAUUGUUGUGCAGUUGAAAUUAGGCAGUAAAGUUAUACUCGCACGAAUAAAUUAGUCAUUUUUAGGUA
Messenger RNA from Drosophila persimilis, 2362 nucleotides. It is a transcript of the gene ACOX1, whose product is annotated as probable peroxisomal acyl-coenzyme A oxidase 1. Lineage: Eukaryota; Metazoa; Arthropoda; Insecta; Diptera; Drosophilidae. Gene Ontology annotation, molecular function: fatty acid binding; acyl-CoA oxidase activity; FAD binding. Bases 235 to 2244 code for a protein of 669 amino acids. The transcript has 8 exons. The record is from RefSeq and is a predicted model, not a curated record. Gene Ontology annotation, biological process: lipid homeostasis; fatty acid beta-oxidation using acyl-CoA oxidase. Gene Ontology annotation, cellular component: peroxisome.